AACAAGCCCUUCAUAUUUUGUGACAAAAAACCUUAUAAUACAUGAUAAUACUAUAAUUGAUAACAAAUUAACUUUAUUGAGAGUGUGUUAUCAGUUUAUCAUCACAUCAAAUAUGACAGACCACCAAAAUGGCAAAAUAUGUAUACGUUAAUAGUUAAAACUUACGUCUUAAGCUAGUUACACAUAUAGUUAUAGUUCAUCGUCGAGACUACAACGUUAGAUUAUAAUAUAUUAUAGCUUAAAUAAAUGGUAAAUAUUAAAUGUAUUUUAAGCAAAAAAUGUACUCUCGGACUUUUUUUGUCUUAAAAUUUAUCAUACGACUUCAAUAAUCAGCUGCUUACCGAGAAAAAUGUUUUAUUUUCUUUGUGUUAGCUGUUAAUGUACAUGACAACACACUUAACGAACACAAAUGCCAUCUCUAAAUCUCUUUUUAGUGUUAUUAACAUUGUGACAAUAGUAAGAACCCAUGUGACAACUAACCCCGCGCGGUCUCUCCUACACGGUGCCAUGCCUUUAUUUCAGUUUUAAUUGGAGGGGCCCCAGAAGGAGAAACCUUUUUUGAAAGCCCACAUUACAAAAGAAUAUACGAUCGCUAGCUGUUUUAUCUCACUACAAUUCCCAUCUAACAUAAUAAUUUUAAUAUGUCGGGUAGGCAAAACAGCCUAACUUUAUUCAAAACGCGUUGGAAACUUACUUAAAACUAUUAUAUUAAUGUAAUAUUGUGGUACCUUGCUCAUUUUAGAUUUUUCCAGAAGGUUCGAACAAAUUAAAAUUCAAUACUAAACACAACUGCUAAAAUGUUACUGAAAAAUAAUGAAUAUUAUUAAGAUAAGAAUUUCUCAGUGCCUUCAUAAUAUAUUAUUACAUUUCCUUAUAAUUAUAAAAGUAGGCAUGGUAGUCGUCAGGUAUAGCUUUUAAAAUAUCAAAAAGGUGAAAAUGUCCCCCCACUAAAUUCCACCAUUACAUAACAAUAUAAUAUGGGUUAUCUAUUAUAUAGUUAUUGCAGCGUAUUACUUAUCAACUGCAGUUACUUGUUAUAGAUUUAGUUUUAUUGAUCUUAAAUUCUUAAGCAUCGGCAACGUUGGCUUUUAGAUUUUUGUAGGGGGUUACAGUUGGUUUAGGAACACUACUUGUAUGCGGGGUGAGGAUUUGACACUAAAAACAAAACUAACGACGUCGGCCGUUGCUUGACCUCAGAACACGUUAGUGGCUGAUGUAAACCACCUAGCCACACCACGCACCUAUAUUUAUUUAUUAUUUAUUAUUAUAUUAUAUUUGUAUGAAAUAAAAUCAACGAUUAUGCACAUUAAAUGCGUCGCGAAGGUGAUCACUCUACUGCUGGCACUCAAGACUCGGUACCCGGAAAACGUUCACCUGCUCCGAGGGAACCACGAGUGCCGUACCGUGAACGUCCGGUACGGGUUCUACGGUGAGUGUCGGUCCCGGUACGGCCUGCUCACGGGCGCACGGCUGUGGCGAGCGUUCAACCGGACGUUCGACUGCAUGCCUGUGGCCGCGGUCAUCGGCGGCCUAAUAUUCUGCACGCACGGCGGCCUCAGCCCGGAUCUGCACCACAUAGCUCAGAUCGACCGGAUCCGAAGGCCCGCCACGGUGCCCAGGCGCGGUGUGCUGUGCGACCUGCUGUGGUCCGAUCCGGCAACAGGCCCGAUCCAGGGCUGGCGCAAGAACGUUCGCCGGAACGUGUCGUACGUGUUCGGCGCCGACCGGGUGACCGAUUUCCUGUCCAGAUUCCGGUUCAAGUUGGUGGUCAGGGCUCAUCAGUGCGUGGAGGGAGGUUACCAAUUUUUCGCGGGCCGGAAGCUAGUGACCGUGUUCAGCGCACCCGAUUACAAUGGAUACGGUUUGCCGGGCGCCGUCAUGUCUGUGAACAAACACGUCAAAUGCACUUUCCAGCUGAUACCAGUUGCAGGAGGAGCAGCACAGAACAAACGUUGGAUUGCAGGGCGAAGGACGGCCAGUAAAAUACCAAAAUAAUCCUGUUGAACUGCAGCGUGAAGGCGAUUUUUAAGAUGACGCGUUAACCUGCAGCUGGACAUGAGAUCUCAGAAUCCUUCAUUUUUAAAUUUUUUACAGCAGGUGAACACUGAAAGAUAUAUCACGUGGUAUCGAAGGCCACGAAAGAAAGAAAAGAAAUAUAUUUUUUAGAAAAUCUAAUAAACUUUUUUAACAUACAUUGUCGCUUGCUGCAUAUAAUAAUAUGUGCAUCGGAAUCCUAAUUAAAAAGAUUUUCGUUAUUAUUAUAUCCAUAAUAUACUAUCGUGCAGCGCGGAUAAAAGACGGCACUACGAUGAUCAUCCAUUGUAUAUUUUAAAAGCUCUACGCUGAGUGGUUUGGCGUGAGUCUGAUCAUCUCCCUCCGGCUGGGGUGCUAAGCGUAUGACUAUCGACCCUGUCUAGAGACACGUUUGAGAGUUUUAUUAUAAUAUGUACAUUGUACCUAUAUGUAGAAAAGUAUACGGCCAAAGUCAUAAAAUAUGACUGAAAUGAGAUGCACCACAAUAUUUAUAAUGUUUUGCAAGAUAUUUCAAAAUAUUUGGUUGGGAGGUAUGCAGAAAAACUGGAGUGAAAACGGCGAUUGUUCUAUUGCAUUAAAAAAGCAGGCAAUAUUAAAGUAUUAUAGCAGUUAUGGAAGAUAUCGUUGUAUCGAUUAACGGUACAAUAGGUAGAGGGAUUAUAUUUUGUAAUCUAUUAUUAGUUAUAAAACUGGAUGUAAAUAACAUUCCUG
Molecule: messenger RNA, 2745 nt
Organism: Acyrthosiphon pisum (pea aphid)
Lineage: Eukaryota; Metazoa; Arthropoda; Insecta; Hemiptera; Aphididae
Product: serine/threonine-protein phosphatase PP1-like
Exons: 2
Coding region: 1300-1995 (231 amino acids)
Cellular component (GO): cytoplasm; nucleus
Molecular function (GO): protein serine/threonine phosphatase activity
Source: RefSeq, a predicted model, not a curated record